Messenger RNA from Meloidogyne enterolobii, 471 nucleotides. The record is from the annotation of a GenBank genome assembly. NCBI's taxonomy places the organism in Eukaryota, Metazoa, Nematoda, Chromadorea, Rhabditida, Meloidogynidae.
AUGUGUUUUCGUAAAAACAGUUUUUACAGCUUGAUUCAAUAUGAGAAUGCUCGUUGCUUCCAAAAAUUGGAGAGGCAUUCAAUUGAUAAUUCUCAACCUUUAACUGAAAUAUUCCGGACACACCCAUUAGAUUGUUUGUCUCAAUGUGUUGCCCAUACAGGAAAUGGGGACGAACAAAAAAAUCCAGGAUUAUGCCGUUCAGUUGUUUACGAUCAUUUACAACAUAGUUGCCGUUUAUAUUCUCAUGAUGGAAGAGAAGUCCCAGCUAUUUUACAUCCCGCAAACGGCUUUGACCUUUAUAGGAGAACAGCUAGCACACAAGAAUGUGCAGGACCUUUACAACGACUUAGAGCGUCAUUACAAGCUAAGAAAAAAGUUUUGGCUGCCCCGAGCCUUCCAAAGGAAGUGGAUGAACCACCAAUUUUGGAACCAACAACACAGCUUACUACUCAACCAGUUCAGGAAGAGUAA